CAAAAAGUAAAUACUUCAUUCGUCUCAAAAUUAUUGUUCAGUUUGAAUUUUCAGUAGACAAUAAUUUUGAAAUUGAGAUAGUAGUAAUUUCAAAUUGUGUCGAAGAAUUACGUCUACUCAAAUCAAAAAUGAAAUAUUGCAAUAUCUUUUCUAGACAAAUACUACAUUUGUUUUCGAGGCAAUGAUAAAAGUCGACAUGGGCAAACAAACUUCAAAUUGAAGUUAUGUGUGUACCCUAAUUUUUUUGACCAAAUGAUCAGAAAAGGAAUGUUUUAUUUAGAUUAUCUUAGCUUUAGAAAAAGAAAUAGGAACAUAAAAAAACAGAAAAGCAGAAAGCAACCAGACCAUAUAAUUAGUAGCUUAAAGACACAUGCAAGGAUGAUCCCAUGAGCCAAAUGAUGAAAUCCACAGCAUUUGAACCUACAAACCGCCAUUUUGACACGAUUUUUGAUGCAAAGAACAAAUCAAAAAGCCAAAAAAGCAUAUCGAAAUCCAUGUCGUCCCAGAUGAACUGUUGUUCUCAAUACCUCAUUGUCUUCUUCUUCUUCCUUGCUGCCACGCUCCACUGUGCCAAACAAUUCAAUCUUCAUGGCCCAGAGAGUGUACCAGGUCUGGAAAGGAAAAAAUAAAUUCUUGCUGAAAGGGAGGCUGAUAUUCGGGCCUGAUGCAAGCUCAUUAAUUGUUACCCUAAUGCUCAUCCUUAUCCCUGUUAUCAUCUUCUGUACAUUUGUUGCGAGGAAUCUUAUUAAGGAAUUCGCUGCUCAAACUGCUGGAUAUGCAGUUUAUCUGGUGGCAAUCAUAUUUACCAUCCAAGUCCUUGUACUUCUCCUUUUAACCUCAGCUCGUGAUCCUGGAAUUGUACCCCGUAGUCCUCAUCCUCCAGAAGAUGUUUCUGGGUAUGAUUCAUCAGCCUCUGUUGAAGUUGGUGGAGCACAAAGUCUACAGCUUCCUCGUACUAAAGAGGUAUUUGUUAACGGUCUUCCUGUAAGAAUCAAGUAUUGUGAAACAUGCAUGAUCUACCGUCCACCAAGGUGCUCCCAUUGUUCAGUAUGUGAUAACUGUGUAGAGCGAUUUGAUCAUCAUUGCCCAUGGGUUGGACAAUGCAUUGGGAAGCGCAACUAUCGUUGCUUCUUUCUAUUUGUUUCUUCAUCGGCCCUUCUGUGCGUAUUUGUCUUCUCAAUGUCAGCGUUAUACAUGAAGUUCCUGAUAAAUGAUUAUGGAACUGUUUGGGAAGCUGUAAAAGUAUCGCCUGCUUCAAUGGUGUUGAUGGGGUACUGUUUUGUGUUGUUUUGGUUCGUCGGGGGCCUCACUGGCUUCCAUACUUAUCUCAUAACCACAAAUCAGACCACGUACGAGAAUUUCCGUUACAGAGCACAGAACUCGAUCAACGUUUAUGACCGAGGUUGUGGAAACAAUUUCGCUGAAGUAUUUUGCAGAAGAAGAGAAUCUUCAAAAAUCAAUUUCCAUGGUCUUGAGAAUGAAGAGUUAUCAAAGCCUCCAAAAGGCUCGAUCCCGGCAAUGCCAAUCGGAAAUCCUGACGAGACCAGGCGUGUGAAGGUGGAACAUAGUCUUGAGAUGGGGAAUGACCUUUUAAACAUUUCCCAAUGGCAUGAUUCUCAAGAAGCUGCAGACAUCCGAACUAGAGCUACAGGCGGUUAGCCUCGGCAAUCUUUAACGUUGUCUAGUAGACAUUCGAGUUAGCUGCUUAGCUUCAUAGGUUGGGUCGUCUUGUUUGAAUCUCUAUUUUUUGCUCGAAGUUGGAUGGUAACGCUGCGGUUGAGGCAUUUGGACAAAGCAACAACUUGCAUUGUGAUUGGACAUUAGUAACUAAUAGAACCAGUAUGGAAUGAAAUGAAUAUACUUUUUUUCCCCUCAAACCACAGAGUCGUUGGUUUUGCUAUUCACAUUGGUUCUAUGGUUCUUGGGAACUACUUUGGCGAUUGGAAACAUGUACCAAGAACAAGUAUCCUGACAUGUAUGGAUUCGAUCGCUUUUUCUUUUCGCGGAAUAUUUUUCAUCAUAAAGACUUUUCAAGAAUUCUCAUUAGUCAUUUCACUCAAUUUGUAUGGAGUGAACUUUCAAACUGAAAAGAUGACAAAAACAGGGGACUCAAAAACCGGCAGAUAUUGUGUCCUUUUGCCUUUUAAGCUCAAAAAAUCUUCAGCUGCGCCUUAGACUGAAAACAAAAAAACUCUCUGUCACUCAUGCAUAAAUCCUGAUCCCAAACUCUGAAGAACCCCCAAAAAUUUAAGUUCCCCGGCAAAGUUCAAUUAAUUUGGCAGAGUUCAAGAGAAGGAAGAUAGUUUACGUUUAUAGUUGUCUCCCACAAUUCAGCUUCUUCAGGGUUGAUGAUGGUGGUGAUUUUUUUACAGGUAAGAUCUCCAAAUUUCAGCGUAUUCCACAAAUUUAUCACAAAUUUCCAGACCCUGGAAUCUGACUCUAUAAAUUUUGCUUCGUCACAGAAGGGACAGCUUGAUCUUCACAAAAGUGUUGCGCCUUCUUCUUCUUCAAAGGUUUUCAAAGAAAGAAUCACCGUCUUCUUCACAUCCAGAACUCUGCAUCUUUUGAGUGAAUGGAUUCACUCGGUAGCAGAGGUUUCGAUGACAAUAAGGCACGUAACAAAAUCGAUCUGCUCGAAAGAACUGUUGAGAUAUCAUUGCAAAAAUCUCGAUUUGGUAAUACAACUUACCGGCAAAACAUCUCUCAGUGCGGACAGGGUGAGGCACCUAAACAAGCUGACAUUUGAAGCUGUAGUUGGAGGGAUGUGACCGGGAACAAGGCGUAAUCAACCGCUAGGAUUGGAUUGGAUGAAUGUUGUUCUAUGAAAAUGUAUUCCCAAUCCUUGAUUUAAUGUGUAACUUUAUCUCUGUAAAGGAAUCUAUCUCCAUAAAAUACACUUUCUGGGCACUCUGUUCUUCCACCACCACCAAUUGAAAUCCUGAAGAAAAAUCUUAUUGUGCCUCUUGACAUCUCUCUCUGGCUUUCAAUCACAAUCCCUUGGAAUCUCCACUUGUGAUCCUUCACUACAAGCUUUUACCUCAUCAUGAUCCUUGCCGGUUGCCUCUUUUGUAUCUCUAGAUACUUCAAUGAAAUAACAAAACCUUAACUUCCUAAUAAGAAUCCUAGACAAAAUAGAGUCUCAUUGUGAACAUGCAAAACUGUUGAUAUCUAAAAUUUCUGUGGGAGAUUUAAAGUUUGUAUGAUAUUUGGACAUUUUUGGUUCCCAGGUUUUCUGCUUCAAUUAAAGCCAGUAAACGCUGUCAUGC
Oldenlandia corymbosa var. corymbosa is the source of this 3266-nucleotide messenger RNA. The record is from the annotation of a GenBank genome assembly. Lineage: Eukaryota; Viridiplantae; Streptophyta; Magnoliopsida; Gentianales; Rubiaceae.